AUGACGGAAACCGUAUUGCCAACUCCCAGUAAGCGCAAACGGGAUGACAUGCUCAACGACGGCAUGUCACGGCUGCACAUCACCCCAUACCCAUACACAUUCUCUCUCAGUGUCCCGACGGCCUCCACAGAUAGAGGAGACAAUGGGCACAGAGCUCACGCUGGAACAUGCCUGAGUCCCCGCACGCAAGUUGCGCACGAGUUUCGGGGUAUGGCCGUGGGCGGAGGUGGAGAUGACAACGCCUGCAGCAGCUCCAGCCAGCAGACAAGUGGAGUUGUCGGUGCCACUGGCAGUGGAGGAGGAGGAGGCGGAGGCGUUGGCUGCUGUGGCGGCACGGCGGGUGAGGACCCAAUCGGCAUCGACACCGAGGAGGGCGGGCAUCGGAAACGCAUCAGACUCCCGCCUCCAGAGAUUGACAUGCGUGAUGCCGACGCCGAAGUCAAGUAUUCGCUUGUGACCGACACGCCGGCCAUUGCUAUCACCAAUAGGGCAUCGAUUGAGACUGCAGAACAAAACGCAUCAAGCACAGCAUACCUCCCGCAAACCCCUCGUCCGAUCCACAUCGCCCUAGACGACGCUGUGGUCCGCCAAUCCGAGCCAACUCCCACAACCCUUACCCUCCCCCCCUCCUCCCCUUUACUUCCCGCCGACCACACGCCCAUGACCCUCGCCAAACACCGCAAGCGUCCUGCACCCUAUACGGCCAAACUGCUCGCCACACACCCGCGCAACCCAUUCAAUCUGGCAGCCAAUACCCCAGCGCCUGCGGCCAAGCGCCCGGCAGGCACUGCUGCUUCUGUCGCCGCCAGAAGAAAAAUCACCGACCCCCUGCGGGCCUCCCUCACCUGGCGCGACGACGAGAUCACCAUCUACGAUCCGAACGACAGUGAUGAUGACGGCACGGGAAUCAACGGGAUUGGAUUCAAGCCUACUCCCGCGAUGGCACAGGCGAGGUUGAUGAGGAGACGGCAGCAGCUUGCGGAGUACAGGAAACGCGUUGAGAGUGAGGCGAGGAGGGAGAGGUUGAUGAGGAGAGGGGGGAUCGUGAAGGAUGCCGCGCCGCCGCCGCCGCCGCCGCCGCCGGCGAAGAAGGAGAAGGCUGUUAGGAGGGUUAGGUUUGUGGAGGCUGCUGUUGUUGGGGUUUAA
Thermochaetoides thermophila DSM 1495 is the source of this 1146-nucleotide messenger RNA. RefSeq lists its product as uncharacterized. Bases 1 to 1146 code for a protein of 381 amino acids. Lineage: Eukaryota; Fungi; Ascomycota; Sordariomycetes; Sordariales; Chaetomiaceae. The record is from RefSeq and is a predicted model, not a curated record. The transcript has a single exon.